AUGGUGCGCAACAUACGAGCGAUGUGGAUUCUACUCGUCAACAUCGGGAUGGUAAGGGUACAACAGGUGGGCAAUGCAUGUCUUCGACUGCAACGGCCACCGCGGUUUUGCCGUUGGAACGAUGUUGCAGGCGAGGGCAUUGUGGACGAGAAAUGCAACUGGUGCUCGUCCUUAGUGCGCGUUGUUGGUGCCCAGCCAUCUUCACUGGCCACGUCGAAGAAGAAGCGUGCAGGGCAAGACUCAGGCGCAUCCAAGGGCUUCGGUUGCCUUGACUCAGACGUUGUGCAAUUGCUUUGGGCGGCUUGGGCGGCUGCGGCGGCUAUAGCAGCGUUUCGGACACUUCGGAUUUGGGAAGGCAAACGCGUGCAGAAGAUGCCAAUGGACCUCGAUACGAUGAUCAGGCUGCCAGGGCGAGAACCAAAGGAGAACAAGUCUCAGGGGUGUGAUGCGUAG
Molecule: messenger RNA, 453 nt
Organism: Laetiporus sulphureus 93-53
Lineage: Eukaryota; Fungi; Basidiomycota; Agaricomycetes; Polyporales; Laetiporaceae
Exons: 2
Coding region: 1-453 (150 amino acids)
Source: RefSeq, a predicted model, not a curated record